This is a messenger RNA of Coregonus sp. 'balchen', 13705 nucleotides long. NCBI's taxonomy places the organism in Eukaryota, Metazoa, Chordata, Actinopteri, Salmoniformes, Salmonidae. The record is from the annotation of a GenBank genome assembly.
GGUGAAGAAGUUGAGGGAGACGCUGGUUGCAGUGCAGCAGCUGGAUAAGAACAUGUGCAGUCUGCGCUCCUGGCUCGCCCACAUCGAGACAGAGCUGUCCAGACCCCUCGUCUACGACACUUGUGACGCGCAGGAGAUACAGAGGAAACUCAACCAGCAGCAGGUAGGAGGAACACACACACUCGCUCUGUUUGUCUGGGAAAGAGACAGACAGACAGGCAAGGCUAGCUACACGAUCAGAUCAUGUGGGUUGAUUUAUUUCCUAAAGUACGUGGUAAACAUCUGAACAACUGGUGAUGAUGCAACAGGGUAGAAAGUCAUCGCCCAAGUGAUGCCUUUAUGUUAUUUCAAGAGUGUUUUUUUUCUGUUCUAUCUGUUCCUGUCCUCACCCCUCCAAUUCUACCCACUCUUCAUCCUUUGACCUUUCUCCACCCAUCCUCAUCUUCUCUCUCUUCCUCCCCCUUUCUCCACCCCCAGGACAUUCAGCGGGACAUAGAGAAGCACAGUACAGGCGUGGCGUCUGUGUUGAACCUGUGUGAGGUGCUGCUGCAUGACUGUGACGCCUGUUCUACGGAGACAGAGUGUGACUCCAUCCAGCAGGCCACCAGGGGCCUGGACCGACGCUGGAGGAACAUCUGUGCCAUGUCCAUGGAAAGGAGGCUCAAGUGGGUCCUAUACACAUACAGUACAGUGCACGCACGCACGCACGCGCACACACACACACACACACACACACACACACACAUAUAUAUAUAUAUAUAUAUAUAUAUAUAUAUAUAUAUAUAUAUAUAUACAUACACACACACACACACACUGUGCAUAUGUAUAAGAACUCUAUGUUCUACUCUUGCAAACCUCCAGUGUGUCUAUGGUUGCAAAGCUACCGGUAAUUUACCAAAGUUACCAGAAUCUUCUGUAAUUUUGGUAAUUAACAGGUAAUCUAUGGCAAUCUAUGGUAAUUUUUGUAAUUUAUACAUAUAAUCUGAAGUACCCACAGAUGUCAUCUAAUAACAUUCCAUAUAUUCCUUGAAAGUUACCAAAAGUCUGGUAGUUUACUGGUAAACUUAAAAAAGUUUCCAAUAGUAUACCCUCCCCUUGCAACCCCAAGUUUGUCUCAUACCUCACUCUCUCGUCUUCUUGUAGGAUUGAGGAGACGUGGAGGCUGUGGCAGAAGUUUCUAGAUGACUUCUCUCGGUUUGAGGAGUGGCUGAAGACCUCAGAGAGGACGGCAGCUCUUCCCAACUCCUCUGGAGUUCUAUACACCAUCGCCAAGGAGGAGCUCAAGAAGUUUGAGGUACAGAUUAGAGAGCGGUUGUGGUCAGAGAAAUAGGGAGGAAAGGAGGGGAAGAUUUUAAAGAGUCGUAAAGACAGGGUAGGAAGAGAGACAGAGUGAUAAAGUAAGAAUGAGAGAGAGUGUGUGUACAGUGCAAAGUGAGGGGGGUAGGGGGCAUAUGGGAUAAAGAGAGAGCAGAGUAAGUGAGAGAGUGCAGAGUAAGAGAAGGGGGGAGAUCAGAUUACUGGAACCUGUCUUUGCUGGUCAGCACAUUAUUCCUACAGUAGCUGGCCAGGGCCAAUGGGGUCAUGUGCCAGGGUCAUCCCAGGAUUCAAAACAGAUCGAGACCUGUCCUUUCAAGGACAGUCUCGCAAAAAUAAGCAUUCUUGCGUUCUAACUACACGCUAUUCAAAGUGCUCUGAACAAAUUAAGGGAAUCGUUCACAAACAUUGGCACAUUCUAAAAUCCGAUGACGGUAUUGGUAAUGUGUUUUCAGACCCUCCCUUGGUUGUAUUCUCGCAGGGCAGAAAUCUCAGAGAUCAAUUGGUAAACUCUGAUUUACCACCCCUAAAUAUCCCUGCACAACGUCUAUUUGCGCCUCUACCGGAUGGAAACUACAAGUGUAACGGCUGCGCUCAAUGCAAUGGCACUUACAAAUGUAGAUCCUUCAAACAACCCCAAACAGGGAAACAGAUCCCAAUCAAAGGUGUUAUUACGUGUUCUACUAAGGCAGUUAUUUAUCUUAUAACUUGUCCUUGUGGUAAAAAUUAUGUGGGUAAAACAAAGCGCGAAUUAAAAGUACGAAUCUCGGAGCGUCGUAGCACCAUUAGGUGCAAAAACUCGACAUACCCAGUCGCUGCCCACUUUUUGGAAGCGAACCACUCGAUUUCUUCCCUACGUUAUAUCGGCAUCGAACAGGUCACUCUCCCUAGGAGAGGGGGUGACCUCGACAACUUAUUGUUAAAACGAGAGGCUGCCUGGAUCUUUAAUUUAAAGACCCUUGCUCCCUUCGGUCUCAACGUAGACUUUGAUUUGAAGCCAUUCUUGUGAUUUUGCUAUUCAUUGUAAAUGUUGUGGGCCUAUGUAGCCAAGUAUCUAUGAUCAUAUGCUAUCCAUGUUUUUUGUAUGUUGUAUUUAUCUGUGAAUUGGCCAAUGCUAUUACAGACACCUGCGUGUGUCCUUUGACACUAUAUAAACUAGUGACAUUAUACCCUGAUGAAGACAGCUUGUCUGUCGAAACGUUGGUUAUUAGGAUAUUAAAUGAUUGCAUCUGAGCUCCCAGAGUGUGCGGCUUUCCUUUUCUUUUUCAAGUGUUUUACGCCGUCAGCCAGCACCUCGCCUAAAUAGGUGUGCGUUUCUUUCGCCUUUACCUCAUCCCAGGAUACCACACGCUUACUUGAAACCAUUGUUUGGUCAAAAUAAUCAACCAAAUACACGUAUUGAGACCACCACCCUUACAUUUACUUUGUAUUUUAUUGUGUAUGUGUACAGUAUUUGUAUAAAAUCCUCAUUCUGAUUGUGUCUGACCCAGGCCUUCCAGAGGCAGGUCCAGGAGUGUCUGACCCAGCUGGAGCUGAUCAAUAAGCAGUACCGCCGACUGGCCAGAGAGAACCGCACAGACUCCUCCUGCCGCCUCAGAGAAAUGGUGCAUGACGGGAACCGGCGCUGGGACAACCUGCAGAAGAGGGUGGCCUCCAUCCUGCGCAGGCUCAAGGUAUGCUGGGAAAUGUGAUGUUGUCAUAUGUUAUGAAACAUGGUGAUUAUAUAGCAGAGCCUGGCCAGGUCAAGAUUUAUCACACCAUUAUUUUGUGAAUAUAAAAAAGUAGAAACUCACAAAUACUCCUUGCUUAGUUUCACUCUGAUCAGGGUCAGAACAUUGUUGUCUCCAUAACCAAUAAAGACUAUAAGGUGUGUAACUAAACACAGUUUUAAUCAAGUUAUUAAAAAGCCCUAUAACACUGUUUUAAUGUAGUUAAUAAACAGCCCUAUAACACUGGUUUAAUCUAGUUAUUAAACAGCCCUAUAACACUGUUUUAGUCUAGUUAUUAAACAGCCUAUAACACUGUUUUUAGAUCUAGUUAUUAAACAGCCCUAUAACACUGUUUUAAUCAGUUAUUAAACAGCCUAUAACACGUUUUAAUCUAUUAUUAAACAGCCUAUAACACUGUUUUAAUCUAGUUAUUAAACAGCCCUAUGACACGUUAAGUUUUAACACCUCUCAUCUGUUUUCUGUUUACGCUCCACUGAACAAUUUGGUAGAGGCUAGUUAUUAGAAGACCUAUAGACACUUUAUCCUAGUUAGCACCUAUACAAUGUUUAAUCUAGUUAUUACACAGACAUAAACACUUUUUAAUCAGUGUACGUAAACAGGCCUAGAUAACAUGUUAAGUAGAAACCAUGGAGGUGAUGGGGGAGUUUUAGGAUCUAGGUGUUCAUAAUACAUGCUAGUACACGUUGUUAACAAUCUAUGGUAUGUCAAACACCUGGAUAACCAUAACCAUGUUUGUAUGUAGUUGAAUACCAGCCCUUACCACUGUUCAAUCCGUCAUAACCACAACCUGUUCUCUAAUCUAUUAAUAAGUCGCCACCAAACCCCUGUUUGUAGAUACUAGUUUACCCCUAUACUGCGUUUUAUCUACGUUUUAACAGACCAUCGUGUGUUGAAUUUAAUCUAGUAUUAAACACCCUAUAACAUGUUUUAAUCUAGUUAUUAAACGACCUAUAACACUGUUUAAUCUAGUUAUUAAACAGCCCUAUAACAAUGUUUUAAUCUAUUAUUAGAGACUAUAACACUGUUUAAUCUAGUUAUUAACCGCCCUAUGACACUGUUUAACUAGAUAAAGCCCUAGAAGUUUUUAAUCUAGUAUUACAGCCCUAACACUGUUUAAUCUAGUUAUUAAACCCCCUAUAACACUGUUAAUCUAGUAUAAACAGCCUUAACCACUGUUUUAAUCGUUUAACAGCCCUAUAACCUGUGUGUGUAUCAGGUAUUAACACCCUUAACACUGGUUUAAUCUAUAUUAAACAGGCCCUAAUACACUGGUUUUAAUCUAGGUUAUUAAAAGCCCUAUACACUGUUUUAAUCUAGUAUUAAACAGAGCCCUAUAACAUGUUUAAUCUAGGUUAUUAACAGCCCUAUACACUGUUAAUACAAGUUAGUAAACGCCCUAGACACUGUUUUAAUGUCUUGUUCAGAAAACAGCACCUACACACUGUUUUAAUCUAGUUAUUAACAGCCCUAUAACACUGUUUUAUCUGUUAUUAACAGCCCAUAACUGUUUUGCAACUAUUAUAAACAGCUAUAACCAUGUUUUAAUCUAGUUAUUAAAAAACUCACACACUAUAACACUGUUUAGAUCUAGUUAUUAAACAGCCCUAUAACACUGGUUAAUCUGUUAUAAACAGCCCUAUAACACUGUUUUAAUCAGUUAUUAAACAGCCCUUAACACUGGGUUUUAAUCUAGUUAUUAACAGCCCUAUAACACUGUUUAAUCUAGUUAUUAAACGCCCUAUAACCUGUUUUAAUCUAGUUAUUAAACAGCCAUAACACUGUUUUAAUCUAGUUAUUUAAAAAGCCCUAUAACCUGUUUUAAUCUAGUUAUUAAACAGCCCUAUAACACUGUUUUAAUCUAGUUAUUAAACCCGCCUAUAACACUGUUUUAAAUCUAGUUAUUAAACAGCCCUAUAACACUGUUUUAAAACUAGUUUUAAACAGCCCCAAACACUGUUUUAAUCUAGUUAUUAAACAGCCCUAUAACACUGUUUUUAAUCUAGUUAUUAAACAGCCCUAUAACACUGUUUUAAUCUAGUUAUUUAAAAAGCCCUAUAACAUGUUUUAAUCUAGGUUAUUAAACAGCCCUAUCACUGUUUUAAUCUAGUUAUUAAACAGCCCUAUAACACUGUUUUAAUCUAGUUAUUAAACAGCCCUAUAACACUGUUUUAAUCUAGUUAUUAAACAGCCCUAUAACACUGUUUUAAUCUAGUUAUUAAACAGCCCUAUAACACUGUUUUAAUCUAGUUAUUAAACAGCCUAUAACAACGUUUCCCUUCUGUUUGUUUUUCUCUCAGCCUUUAUUGGUUUAAAGGAGGAGUUUGAACAGCUAGAGACAGCAUCCUGUUUUGCUCACUGAGAUGGACCCACAGCUCCAACAUAGAAAAACUCCUCAGGUGUGACUCCAGGCCAGAUCAAAAAGCUAAGGGGAAGAACCAUGGAGGUGCUAGGGAGGAGGCUCAUAAUAAUGGUAGGAACGGAAAAAAAUGGAAUGGCAUCAACACUUGAAACCCAUGAACCAUGUGUUUGUGUGUUUGAUACCCUUCCACUUUAUUCCAUCCAGUCAACCAAAAAACCCGUUCUCCCAAUUUAAAGGUGCCACCAACCUCGUGGUAAAAAACAGUGGUCCCGUGUGUGCGUGUUUACGUGCGUCCCGUGCGUGCGCGCAUGUGUGUGUGAAUUUGAAUGCUAUAUUUUAAAUGCUUUUGAGUUUGAAUGAACUCUCUAUGACGGCUUGGCAAUUUAACUAUCUGACUUAGUAUCAUCCUGUGCUGUAUGUAACUAGUAUCCUCCCUUGACUGAUUUAACUAGCAUCACAAAUAGAGAUAACAGCAUUUCCCCUAACAUUACUUGAUUGCAGUGCCCCGCCUUGGAAACACAUACUGAAACAUCUAACCCCUGACCUUUCCCCUCUCUCUGUGUGUGUUCAGGCGUUCCAGCAGGAGAUCUCUCUGAACACAGGGCAAAUUGAGCUGGUGUUCAGGCAGGGGGAGGCUCUGAUAGAGAAGAGUGAGCCUCUGGAUGGUGCUGUUCUAGAGGAGGAACUGGAGGAGCUGCAGAGGUACUGGCAGGAGGUGUUUGGACGUGUCGACAGAUACUACAAGAAGCUCACACGCCUGCCUGUGAGUAAUGUCUUCUGUGUACAGAACACACACACACACACAAUACAAGAAGCUCACGCAUCUGCCUGUGACGUAAGCGAUAUGGGCCAUUUGCCAAUAUGAUAUAACUGUCAUAACCUCGUACUCACACCUAGCACAUGCCAUACAAACACACACACUCACUCCCCCUCUCCCUUCCUUCAGCUUGCCGAUGAUGAACUAGACUGCUCUGACCGAGAACUGGACAUGGACGAGUCGGCUGAUCUCUCUGACCUGCAGUGGGGUGACUCCUCUCUUCCCUGCCCCUCCAGUCGCCCCACCUCGGGCUCUGUCCUCCCCCCACGGGCGGACCGCUCGGGCCGGGACACCCCAGCCAGCAUGGACUCUAUCCCCCUGGAGUGGGACCACGACUACGACCUGAGCCGGGGGCUGGGGUCAGACAGGGGCAGAGGACAGGAGGAGGAGUACCUCAGGACGGCUGCCACUGUGUUGUCAGGUUAGUAUAAUACUACUACAGACUGCUGCUGUAUUUUAUUGAUAAGUAUUUAAUUGAUCCCCAAGGGGAAUUCACUGUUAUACAAACUCACAGACACAACACAAAUAAUAACAAGGAUACACUGCAAGAAGUUCUCCCCUCAAAAUGAUAGUUUACUUAGGGUAUUUAUAGCAUUUAAAAAGCCCAUUAAUCUACACCAGCAUUAAAUAGAUUACCAGUACUCAAAAAUGUGAAAAUGAAUAAAAGUAAUAGGACGAUAAAAUGCAUACACUUAAACCUAUACACUCCAUACUUGUCCAAUGACCCUUGUUCUAAUUGUGAGGACUGUGCAUCUCUCUCUUUGCAGAUGUAGUUAUACCAGAAAGCCCAGAGGCCUAUAUAAAACUGACAGAGAGCACAUUGAGAUCCUCCUCUGGUAGGCAACUAGCCACACUAGCAUGCUAACGUGCUUAAGCACAAAUACCAUAUAAUUUACCAUAACAUGCUAAUGUGCUUAAGCACAAAUACCAUAUAAUUUACCAUAGCAUGCUAACAAAGUAUGAUGAGCGAACAUGGCAUGCAUAAGUCCUAAGGCACAUUUAUCAUCGCAUGUCAAUAACAUAUCACAAAAUUAUACUAACAUGCCCGUUCAACUGCGGUAGAUUAACAUAGCAUGCAUCAUUCACCAUUGUUGCAUGCACCAUCAUCAUUCAAGUGAAAUAAGCAUGUACACAGUAUACCAUACCAUAUAAGAAUGUAUACACCAUAGCAUGCUAAAGCACUUUUACAUUCACCUUUGUUGGUAUCACUCCACGCAAGUGAUCACAUAAACCACGUCAUUUUCCUUCUUUGUGUGCAGUUUUUCAACAAAGGAAUUGCACUGACUAACAUUUAAUAUUGCUAUUUUUUUUGCAUUAUGAGUAUGUUGUCCAGGUGGACGUGUUUGCUGGUAUCCACCACUACUGUGUCAAAAUGAAAUUGUAGACUGGGCCAAAAGAAAAGAGAAUUCUCUCUCCUCAUUGGCUGACCCCCCUCCUGACUCCACAGGUGAGCCAGGUCAGCUGGAGGCCCACCUAAGACAGUUGGGAGAGGCCGCUACCUGCAGUGGCCAGGCCAGCACCAGCCCUGAGCUGGACUCAACCUACAUGGGCUAUGUGAGUGCUUUCUCUCCUAGAGAAUCUCCUAGUAAUAGUAUGGCUAAAACUGUCAUAAAAAUACAGAAAAACCCUAAUGUCAUCUGUCAUAGCAUGAUAACAGACUAUGUUGUCUGUCUGUAGAUGCGUCUGAUGGGAGAGUGUCGGGGCAGUAUAGAUGCAGUGAAGAGGGCUGGAGGGGAGCUGACUGAGGAGGAUGAUGACAUGCCAGGACUCAACAACCCCACCAGCACAGACAGCCAGAGUGCAGGUUGCUGACACACACGCACACACACACACUCGCUUAUUAUAAUCAAUAAUGAGUGAUGAGUCAACAAACUGUUACUUCUCUCCCCCAGGUGUGAUUGAGCGCUGGGAGCUGAUCCAGGCUCAGUCACUGAGUGACAAACACAGACAGAAGCAGAACCUACAGCAGUGGCACCAGCUGAUCUCAGACCUGCAGACCAUGAGGGCGUGGCUGGGCCAGGCAGAGGCAGAGCUGGGACAGCUACGGGAGCUGGACCUCAGCACAGACAUACACACCAUCCAACAGAGGAUCAGGAAGCUCAAGGUGUGUGUGCGUGUGCAUGUGUGUGUGUGCAUCUUAGGUAUACCAUUUUCAUGUGUGUGCCACAUGAUACCCAUGAUCUCUAUGAUUUUCCAUGCCCAUGUGCAGUGUAAUCACGAGCCUGCUGGUCUAGUGCCCAGGCAGAGACCUAUACAGUACACACACUACCCAUCUGCUGUAGUCUGUAACACAUCAGACCAUCUGCUGUAGUCUGUAACACAUCAGACCAUCUGCUGUAGUCUCUAACACAUCAGACCAUCUGCUGUAGUCUUUAACACAUCAGACCAUCUGCUGUAGUCUGUAACACAUCAGACCAUCUGCUGUAGUCUUUAACACAUCAGGCCAUCUGCUGUAGUCUGUAACACAUCAGAACGCCCAUCUGCUGUAGUCUGUAACAUAUCAGACCAUCUGCUGUAGUCUCUAACACAUCAGACCAUCUGCUGUAGUCUCUAACACAUCAGACCAUCUGCUGUAGUCUGUAACACAUCAGACCGCCCAUCUGCUGUAGUCUGUAACACAUCAGACCGCCCAUCUGCUGUAGUCUGUAACACAUCAGACUGCCCAUCUGCUGUAGUCUGUAACACAUCAGACCGCCCAUCUGCUGUAGUCUGUAACACAUCAGACCGCCCAUCUGCUGUAGUCUGUAACACAUCAGACUGCCCAUCUGCUGUAGUCUGUAACACAUCAGACAGGGACGUCAACAGACUAUAAAUACCCAGGCAGGUCUGAACCCUGGUGGGGUUCACUAACCUACAUCUAGCCUACUGACACCUACUGCUACUGCUCCUGAACUAGCUCUGCUCUGUCAUCACCAAGCCUAUUUAUAACCACUGUAAACCAGUACUGGGUGGUAUGGGUCAGUCUACCUACAGGACUUCCCCCUUAAAACACCAUUAUGCUGAUAGUGUUACACAUACUGUAUAUGCACGUGGCAUACAUUCCCAUACCGUCCAACACGUAACAUAACAUAUAACACAAAUGCUUACAAACAAACAACCAAACAAACAUACACAUAGUCACUAAUUUAUCCUCUCCCCUCUUCCAGGAGCUGCAGAAGGCCAUGGACGGCCACAAGUCCCAGGUCCUGUCAAUCAACCUGAGCAGCGCUGACUUCCACCAAUCAGAGCCCGACUCAGAGGAGGCGUGGGAGCUGAGGGACGGGCUGAAGGAGAUGAACUCACGCUGGGAUUGGCUGGGCUCAUCGCUGGAGGACUGGAGGGCGGAGCUACAGAGGGCCCUGAUGCAGUGUCAGGUACAACAAACACUUACAUGUAAACGUACACAGUACACAUUGUGGACAUUCAUCCAAUAAAAUGAACCUGUGUUAUUCUGUCUGAACGUGCCCCACACGCAAUAUGUGUUUGUGACAUGUUACAGAUAAACAUAACAACAUCUGUCAUUUCAACCCCUCUCUCUCUCUCUCUCUCGCUCUCUCUCUCUCUCUCUCUCUCUCUCUCUCUCUCUCUCUCUCUCUCUCUCUCCUCUCUCUCUCUCUCUCUCUCUCUCUCUCUCUCACUCUCUCUCUCUCUAUAUAUAUAUAUAUAUAUAUAUAUAUAUAUAUAUAUAGGAGUUCCAUGAGCUGAGCCACGGUCUGCUGUUGUGGUUGGAGAACAUCGACCGCAGGAGGAAUGAGGUUGUCCCCAUCCCCCCCAGGCUCGACCAUGAAACACUACGGGCUCACCACAGAACACUCACGGUACUUUCCACUUCAAUACACACAAAUUGUAGGCAACACUCCAAAUCUGUUUAUCCUCUCAAAAUACCAAUAUCCUAAAGGGUUGUAGCCUAGCCCAAAUAAAUUAUAUUAACAACUACCCCUCUAACCUCCUGCCCCAUUUGCCUCCAGCAAAUUAAGCGUGAGCUGCUGGACUCCCAGCAGAAGGCUUCCUCCCUCCAAGAGCUCUCAGCCCAGCUGCUGGUCCACACCCAGGCCACAACCCAAAUCCAGGUUUCAGAGCAGGCCCAGAACCAGGCCCAUGGUAGUGAGCGUCUGGAGGCCCAGGAGAAGGUGCAUGUGAUCGGGAACAGGCUGCGGCUGCUCCUUCGGGAGGUCAGCGCUGACCUGGAGGGCCUGGAGAAGAGACUGGAGACCAUGGACACACAACAGGUCAGAGAAGAAUACACAUAAGACCUACAGCCAUAUCACAUACAUUUAUAGUGUGGGCUUUUUAGUGCAACGAUUAUGACAAUCACUUGAGGAUCUCCAGGUAACUAGUUAGUAGCAGGUAAUGAAAUAGUGAAAUGCACCCUGUGUGUCCGGAUGAGCAACUAGAGAAAAAUAAAGACCAUUCGUCAGACUGACCAUCUGUCUUUGUCCACAAUAUUUGUAGGACUCGCUGCCUUUGUCUCCUGUGGACAAAUCUGACAUCUCUGGAUCCACCAGCCCCGUCUCAGAGGGGACCUCGACGAGUCGCCGGCGAUCGGUAAUGUCUCUUUUUGUACCUAUCUAGGAUGUAUCACUUCAUAGAGUCCUUUUUACUGGGGGCUGUUAUGUGUAUAGAAAGUAAUUGGUGUGGGUUAUACUGGUUAGAGAAAUAGCAAGUCACCCUGACCGAUUUAUAGAGUGAGCUCCCAAAUGUUAUUCUUAACCCAAAAUGUCACCCCCUUUCCCUCUCCCAAUGCAUGCUGACCCCACAGAACAACUCUCUAUCCCAGCUUCUACCCCGCAGCCACCCACCAGCCCUUUCUGUUUUCAUUCAGUUAAUUAAGGCAAUUCAUUGACGUUGCGUUUUACCCUUUGUUUGUAGAUUGCUUUAUAGCUGCCCUGCUAACAUGAAGCUACACCACUUAGGAAUAUGUUGCCCCACAAGCUGUUGUUCUUUGAGAUGGUUUUUGCUACCUUCACCAUGUAGCGUAACCAAAAAUGCACAAGAAACACUGACUUUUCACUAUCUGCUGCUUUUUAGAGGAGAAUUGUAGUGUCCGCAAGUAGCGUAAUUGCAACUAAUUAUAAACGUCAAUGCUUCUAGUCAUUACAGGCCACUGUAACACCACUAUAACAUCAUCAUCAUUUAUUAAUAAAAUCCUGAAGCAUUACUAAUCAUUGGCAACAAAUAAACAUUUUAAAUGAACAGGAUAUUGUCUAGCCACCUAUAGAUGCCAAUAUACAGUAUGUUUGAUGAACAAUAUUAAUUAUUGUAAUUCCUAAGAAAUCCAAUGUGAAAAGCCAGAUUUCUUGAUACUCCUAUCACCGUGAUGUUCUAUUGAUGUUACUGCUCUUUCUGUUAUUUGUUGGUUGAUUUUUUUUCUCUCAUCUGAAGCUUGGUGUUUAUUUGCUCCGGACUGAAGCAUUCUUUCUUUCUUUUACCCCCAUCCUGCUCAUUGCGUGGUACAGCCCCGGGGCAAAAGUAGUCAUGCCCACCCAGGACCCCCCGAGAGCGGCCCACAUCACAGGUACCUCUCUCCUGGACUCUAGAACCAUGGGAGGAUGAUGGAACCAUGACUGCAUACCUUUUACCUGUACAAAUUAUUAACCAAUCAGUCAAUCAGUCAAAUAAAUUAUACUCUAUGCCCCUAGUAACUGGUCCAUUACCUUUUAGUUGACAUACUCAUAAUAACACGGUUAGGAAACUGGAUAGGAAACCGAACCUAAACCAGUUCCUUAAGGCAGAAGUUGUGAUAGGUCCUCUUCUGCCUCUCUCAUCUGUUGAGAAAUGAUGCGUCCUCUUUACCCCUCCAAACUUCCCAUAUGAGUUCCAUGAUCUUCCUUCCUUCUAGAAGCGACGUAACCAAGCCAGCUGUUAAAAGAGUCUGGAAUCACCUAGUUCAGGGGAUUCCUUUCUUCCUUUAUUAAAUGAAAGUGGAAUGUUUUCUGUUCUUUCAUUGCUCUCUGCUGCUGUGCUGUGCUGUCUGAAUGAUGCUGCCAAGCGCUUGUCUGUCAUCUUUUUACUGCUCACCUAUCUGACACCACUAAUCCCUGCAGUUAUUUCUCACCCACUAGAUGGCAUUAUCCGAAUAUACAGUAUCUGUUUUGUCCCCCUCUUCCUUGCUGACUCACUUUGCCUUCUUAGUCACUUGCCCUCCCUCUAUUCCUCUCUUUCUCUUAAUAUCAAACUAGCUAUCUCCUGUAAUGAAAUGUCUCAAUCUCUUCUUGCUUUCUCUCUCUCCUUUAUCCCCCUCUCAGCCCCUCACUAAUAACCCACCUCUGUCCUGCUCUCUUUCUUCUUUUGAGUCUUCACUCCGUGCUUUCUAUUAAAUGUAUCCUAAUAAUGGCAUGUAGGCCAGGUUGAAGCCUGGCCCUAAAUUAGCUCAGGGAUGAGUGGUCGAGAAAAGGUAAUGAGGCUCUGUUGGGGCUGAUGGGCUCCAUUGUAUGAACAGGCCUGGGCUCUGCUAGCUCCCUCUUACUCACUAAUUGGCUUCGGAAAUUGAAAUCUAGCAUAUGAGGUUGCCAUGGAGAUCAGGGGGUUCUUUGCGGCCCCAAACUGUGGAUCUCCUGAGUAACGCCUGCUGAGGUAGAACACACACAUGCGCACAUCACAAUGCUCUCACCAUUCAUUUCAACUAUUUAACGAGAGAUAGAGACAUGUGUGGAAGGCUAGGGAGUGAAGGUGUGGAGUGGCUGCAGACAGACAGACUGCUAACAGCUUCCUCCCCCAGACCACCAGGCAGCCCUGUGAGGAUGAGGCCAGGUGGAGGAACACAGCGUUCCUCUCUCCUCUUGGCUCCCUCUCUGGGAGUCUCUGGAGGGGUCUCUGGCACAGCGGUCUCUGCUCGGAAUGAGACGUGGCAUUGAACUCUCAUACAGUCGGCUGUAAGGCCAGGGUUUCUCUCUCAGUGAGAAAAACAAGACUCAGACAGCUAGGAGGGAUUUUACUUCAGGUUCCCUGUGUAUAGGAGAGAUGUCAGGAUUAUGUGUGUAGAAAUUGCUGCUUUGGUUUGUGCGUGAGUGUGUGUAACCUUUUCUCUGUAGUGUUUGAGUAACCUUGUGUGUGUGUGUGAUUGGUGUGUUUACUCUGGUGUGUUGUUUGUUACGAUAUUAACCCUUUUCACGGUAUCUUACCUCUAUAAUCUUUACUAAUGUGUGCGUGUGUAUGUGUGUUCCUGUCUAAAACCCUGUCCUGUGCUAUUUCUGGUGUGUCUAAUGCCGUUCUCUCUCUCCCUGCAGUCUGACCAGCUCUCUGAGCGGAAGUGGCUGCGCUUCCUCCCGUUCUGACUCCCCCCUGGUCCUCUCUUCCUCGUCCUCCUCCUCGUGCCCCCCAAGGGGCCAGUCCUUCAUCCUGAGGGUCCUGAGGGCAGCUCUGCCCCUCCAGCUCCUCCUCCUUCUCCUGAUUGGCUUAGCCUGCCUGGUGCCCAUGACAGAGGAGGACUACAGCUGUCACCAUGCCAACAAUUUUGCCCGCUCCUUCCACCCCAUGCUGCGCUACACCAACGGACCCCCACCCAUA